CUCGAUCUCUCCUCUCGUUCCGCAACGGCAUCGCAGCGAUGGAUCCGGACUCCAUCCUCGCACACGUCGCAUUCACCACGUCGGGCUCGCUGGUGGACUGCAUCGACAAGAAGGUGCUCAUUAUCCUGAGAGACGGGCGGAAGCUGAUCGGCGUCUUCCGGUCAUUCGACCAGUUCGCCAACUUGGUGCUGCAAGAUGCCGUAGAGCGCAUUGCCGUCGGGAACCGGUAUGGCGACAUUCCGCGGGGGCUGUUCCUCGUGCGCGGAGAGAACGUGGUGCUGCUGGGCGAGAUCGACCUCGACCGCGAGGACAUCCCGCACCCGGCCGCCGUGCCAUUACCGCCAGCGGCGCUGCCGCAGCUGAUGGCCGCGCACAAGGCCGACGAGGCAGCCAAGCGCGUCGCACAGGCUACGCGGGAACGGCUGCUGCGCGAGCAGUGCGGCUUCUCGCCGGAGGGCACGGAGGGCGACGGGUACUGAGCGCAGCAGACGCACGGCGCGGUGGUGGACUGGGAUGAUCUAUUAAUCAUUUGAUGGAGCAGCGGCGGCGGUGACGCCAAAGGGAGUGUGGGAGAGAGAAGAGAGCAGGAUAGUAGAAUAGGGCGAAGGGAGAAGAUGAAGCAUUACUGCACUCCG
Tilletiopsis washingtonensis is the source of this 635-nucleotide messenger RNA. Its product is annotated as LSM-domain-containing protein. Bases 39 to 479 code for a protein of 146 amino acids. Gene Ontology annotation, biological process: deadenylation-dependent decapping of nuclear-transcribed mRNA. Gene Ontology annotation, molecular function: RNA cap binding. The record is from RefSeq and is a predicted model, not a curated record. Lineage: Eukaryota; Fungi; Basidiomycota; Exobasidiomycetes; Entylomatales. Gene Ontology annotation, cellular component: Lsm1-7-Pat1 complex; P-body. The transcript is spliced from 4 exons.